This is a messenger RNA of Cornus florida, 1897 nucleotides long. RefSeq names its product LL-diaminopimelate aminotransferase, chloroplastic-like. NCBI's taxonomy places the organism in Eukaryota, Viridiplantae, Streptophyta, Magnoliopsida, Cornales, Cornaceae. The record is from RefSeq and is a predicted model, not a curated record. Bases 311 to 1726 code for a protein of 471 amino acids. The transcript is spliced from 11 exons. Gene Ontology annotation, cellular component: chloroplast. Gene Ontology annotation, molecular function: L,L-diaminopimelate:2-oxoglutarate transaminase activity; pyridoxal phosphate binding.
CCCGAUGGAAUUGGAGAAUUUCCGCCGCCUUGUCUCUCUGGUCUCUGCUCUGAGCCUCUCUCCCAUCUGGCAAUCUCUCACGUCUCUGUCUUCUCUCUCUGCUUCAUCGACUUCAUAGACCGAGACGCCAUUUUCGGGAACUCACUAUUUGCUGCCUCGCAUCUCUAACGGAUUGGCACUGUCACUCUUUGUUUCAGCAGCAGCAAGUUUAGGUUUUUAGUAAGAAAACUAUAUCAACGACUGUUCAAGUUUGGAGGGGUUUAAAUAUAAACUUGUCAGGGUAACGUGGUCUCCCUAGUUUCUCCCAAAAAUGUCUCUGCUUAGUUCCUCCACAGUAUUAUUCCAAAACAAUACCAAUAAGAGUAUUCAGAUUGUUUUCAAACCCGUGAAAUACAAUGGGGUUGUUUUCCAUCCAGUGAAACACAAUGGAAUUGUUUUCCAUCCGGUGAAACACAAUGGGAUUUGUAGAUGCGUUUCAACUCCUCCAGCCGAAAUGAUUGAUUACAAGACAAAGGUCUCUCGUAACUCAAACAUGGCUAAACUUCAAGCUGGCUACCUUUUCCCAGAGGUUGCUAGAAGAAGGAAUGCACACUUGUUGAAGAACCCUGAUGCACAAAUUAUAAGCCUUGGUAUUGGUGAUACUACUGAGCCUAUCCCAGAAGUUAUAACUUCUGCAAUGGCGAAGAGAGCAAAUGAGCUAUCGACUAUAGAAGGUUACAGCGGUUAUGGAGCUGAACAAGGUGAAAAACUUUUGAGAGCUGCUAUUGCUUCCACCUUUUACUCAAAUCUUGACAUAGAGGAUGAUGAUAUAUUCGUCUCUGAUGGCGCAAAAUGUGACAUAUCCCGCCUUCAGGUCCUUUUCGGGUCUGGUGUUACAAUGGCGGUACAAGACCCUUCAUAUCCGGCCUAUGUAGAUUCAAGUGUGAUCAUGGGUCAGACUGGCCUGUUCCAGAAGGAUGUCGAGAAGUAUGGAAAAAUUGAAUACAUGAAAUGUACUCCAGAGAAUGGUUUCUUUCCCGAUUUAUCCGCCGUAUCUCGAACAGAUAUCAUUUUUUUCUGUUCACCUAAUAAUCCAACUGGUUCUGCUGCAUCAAGAAAGCAACUUACUCAGUUGGUUCAGUUUGCUAAGGAUAAUGGUUCAAUUAUAAUUUAUGAUUCCGCGUAUGCCAUGUACAUGUCAGAUGACAAACCACAGUCCAUCUUUGAAAUUCCUGGAGCCAAAGAGGUUGCAAUUGAGACUUCGUCAUUUUCCAAGUACGCCGGUUUCACUGGAGUUCGUCUGGGUUGGACUGCAAUUCCAAAACAGCUUCUCUUUUCAGAUGGGUUUCCUGUUGCCAAAGAUUUCAACCGCAUUGUUUGUACUAGCUUCAAUGGUGCAUCCAACAUUGCCCAAGCUGGUGCUCUUGCAUGCCUUUCGCCAGAAGGUCUCAAGGCUAUGAAUGAGGUGAUUGGCUUCUAUAAAGAGAACACUAAUAUUAUAAUGGAGACUUUUAAUUCACUCGGCUUUAAUGUCUAUGGAGGGAGAGAUGCACCUUAUGUGUGGGUCCACUUUCCUGGUCGGAGUUCAUGGGAUGUAUUCGGUGAAAUUCUUGAGAAGACCCAUGUUGUUACAACUCCCGGCAGUGGUUUCGGACCUGGUGGUGAAGGUUUCAUUAGGGUUAGCGCCUUCGGACACAGGGACAAUGUGUUAGAGGCCUGUAGAAGAUUCAAGCAGUUGUACAAGUGAGAUGAUGAUUUCACUUGCCUCAGCCAUAUCUGGCUUUCUUUGAUUGUAGGAUCUUGGCAUUAGGUUCCCUAGAUAUUUAUCCUUCUGCAUUCUUCUUCUUGUUCUAUUUUCAUGUAUGUUUAAAACAUUCUAGCAGUGAGAGUAAUAAUAAUAGAAAGCCAGAUUUUAUCA